CACCCCGCCCCAUUCUCCCGCUUUCCAUCACCCCGCCCCAUUCUCCCGCUUUCCAUCACCCCGCCCCAUUCUCCCGUUUUCCAUCACCCCGCCCCAUACUCUCUCUUUUUAUCACCCCGCCCCAUUCUCCCUCUUUCCAUCACCCCGCCCCAUUCUCCCGCUUUCCAUCACCCCGCCCCAUUCUCCCGCUUUCCAUCACCCCGCCCCAUUCUCCCGCUUUCCAUCACCCCGCCCCAUUUUCCCGCUUUCCAUCACCCCGCCCCAUUCUCCCUCUUUCCAUCACCCCGCCCCAUUCUCCCUCUUUCUAUCACCCCGCCCCAUUCUCCCUCAUUCCAUCACCCCGCCCCAUUCUCCCGCUUUCCAUCACCCCGCCCCAUUCUCCCGCUUUCCAUCACCCCGCCCGUUCUCCCGCUUUCCAUCACCCCGCCCAAUUCUCCCGCUUUCCAUCACCCCGCCCCAUUCUCCCUCUUUCCAUUACCCCGCCCCAUUCUUCCUCUUUCCAUCACCCCGCCCCAUUCUCCCUCUUUCCAUCACCCCGCCCCAUUCUCCCUCUUUCCAUCACCCCGCCCCAUUCUCCCUCUUUCCAUCACCCCCCCCAUUCUCCUGCUUUCCAUCAUCCCGCCCCAUUCUCCCUCUUUUUAUCACCGCACCCCAUUCUCCCUCUUUCCAUCAACGCGCCCCAUUCUCCCUCUUUCCAUAACCCUGAACCAUUCUUCCGCUUUCCAUCACUCCGCCCCAUUCUCCCGCUUUCCAUCACCCCGCCCCAUUCUCCCUCAUUCCAUCACCUCGCCCCAUUCUCCCGCUUUCCAUCACCCCGCCCCAUUCUCCCUCAUUCCAUCACCCCGCCCCAUUCUCCCUCUUUCCAUCAACCCGCCCCAUUCUCCCGCUUUCCAUAACCCCACCCCAGUCUCCCUCUUUCCAUCACCCCGCCCCAGUCUCCCUCUUUCCAUCACCCCGCCCCAUUCUCCCUCUUUCCAUCACCCCGCCCCAUUCUCCCGCUUUCCAUCACCCCGCCCCAUUCUCCCGCUUUCCAUCACCCCGCCCCAUUCUCCCGAUUUCCACCACCCGCCCCAUUCUCCUGCUUUCCAUCACCCGCCCCAUUCUCCCGCUUUCCAUCACCCCGCCCCAUUCUCCCUCUUUCCAUCACCCCACCCCAUUCUCCCGCUUUACAUCACCCCGGCCCAUUCUUCCGCUUUCCAUCACCCCGUCCCGUUCUCCCGAUUUCCAUCACCCCAACCCAUUCUGUUAUAG
Messenger RNA from Closterium sp. Naga37s-1, 1251 nucleotides. Lineage: Eukaryota; Viridiplantae; Streptophyta; Zygnematophyceae; Desmidiales; Closteriaceae. The record is from the annotation of a GenBank genome assembly.